AUGCAUCAAGAUUGCAUAGAAUAUGCCAAGAGUUGCCAAGAUUGUCAAUUUCAUGGAUCAGUGCAGAGAGUUUCUGCUUCUGAGAUGUAUGCAAUAAUUAAGCCUUGGCCUUUUCGAGGUUGGGCUAUGGAUUUGAUUGGAGAAAUUCAGCCGAACUCAUCGGCUGGUCAUAAGUUUUUGAUAGUGGCCGUUGAUUAUUUUAUUAAGUGGGUAGAACUAAAACCCGCAAGGUUGGUCACUCAAAAGGAGAUUAUUGAUUUUGUAGAAGAUUCCAUAAUUCAUUGCUUUGGGAUUCCCGAGACGAUUACAACCGAUCAAGGAACAAUGUUCACAGGAGGACAGUUCAUUCGGUUCAUGAAAUCUCGGAAGAUUAAAUUGCUUCAUUCAUCUCCUUAUUAUGCCGAAGCGAAUGGACAAGCCGAAGCAGCAAAUAAGGUAAUUAUAAAUCUUAUGAAGCGGCAUAUCGAAAAAUAUCCAGGGAAAUGGAAUGAAAAACUUUCAAAAGUAUUAUGGGCAUGUCGAACUUCGGUAAAAGCGUCAACAGGAAUGACUCCAUUCCAACUAGUAUAUGGCCACGAGGCCGUGAUACCAGCUGAAAUAAUGGUUCCUUCGUUAAGAGUGGAAAAACAAAAUGAAUUGUCGGCUAAUGAAUAUAAUACGUUGAUGAACGAGGAAAUGGAGGAAAUACAUGAAACUCGGCUAAUGGCGUUGAACCAUUUGCAAGCUUAUCAAAGCCGAGUGCGCGGUGCAUAUAAUAAAAAGGUAAAAGCUAAGUCCUUUGCAGUGGGUGAGUUAGUUCUUAGAUUAAUAUUUCCAAUCGGUCGAAAAGACCGAGCAUAUGAAAAAUGGACCCCAAAUUGGGAAGGACCAUUUCAAGUUAACAAAGUUGCAAAAGGAAAUGCAUAUUACUUAAAAAAGACAGAUGGGUUAGAAAGUGAGAAGCCAAUCAAUGGAAAGUAUCUAAAGAAGUGUUACCCAUCAAUGUGGGAGAAUAAUUAA
Molecule: messenger RNA, 999 nt
Organism: Ananas comosus (pineapple)
Lineage: Eukaryota; Viridiplantae; Streptophyta; Magnoliopsida; Poales; Bromeliaceae
Exons: 1
Coding region: 1-999 (332 amino acids)
Biological process (GO): DNA integration
Molecular function (GO): nucleic acid binding
Source: RefSeq, a predicted model, not a curated record